This is a messenger RNA of Australozyma saopauloensis, 519 nucleotides long. RefSeq lists its product as uncharacterized. The record is from RefSeq and is a predicted model, not a curated record. NCBI's taxonomy places the organism in Eukaryota, Fungi, Ascomycota, Pichiomycetes, Serinales, Metschnikowiaceae. The transcript has a single exon. Bases 1 to 519 code for a protein of 172 amino acids.
AUGCACAUUCACGUGUUCGUUAAAUUUCCACUAACUGUCCAGGCUACCUCGGGUAUUCAGGUCUUGCAGCUUUUCGAGGCUCAAACCGGUCUUCCAAGAUCGUACGCAGUCAUUGUCGGUGUUGCGGUCUACUUUGUGAUUAUUUUCUUGAACCUUGCCGGUGUCGGCCAAUUGUUGUCGAACAUUGCCGGGUUCGUUGUUCCUUGCUACUAUUCGCUUCUUGCGUUGGAGACCACCACCACCUCCGACGACACUGCGUUGUUGACGUACUGGGUGGUGUUUGCCUUCUUGAACGUCAUUGAGUUCUGGUCGCGCGCGAUCCUCUACUGGAUUCCAUUUUAUUUCUUGUUCAAGACUAUUUUCUUGCUCUACAUUGGUGUUCCUGCCUUCGGCGGUGCCCAGUUGGUCUACGUCAACUUGAUCAAGCCAUUUUCGCGUGCUUACAUCGUCAAGAACAAGUCCUUGUCCAAGACUGUCGAUGAGGUUGCCGAGGGUGUUUCCAGCGCCGUGGAGUUGUAA